This is a messenger RNA of Amoebophrya sp. A25, 1007 nucleotides long. NCBI's taxonomy places the organism in Eukaryota, Dinophyceae, Syndiniales, Amoebophryaceae. The record is from the annotation of a GenBank genome assembly.
AGCUGGAUGAUGGUAGGUUAGUACGAAAUUCAGGGCUUCCCAGUAUUCCUUCGGUUCGUCUCUUAUGUGAGGGGAGCCACCAAUUCGAUGCAGAUCUCUCUUUCGGAGUUCGUUCUCUCAUAUUGUUUUACUCUUUUCUCUCUCGUUGGUUCACAAUUUUCUACUUGUUUGUGGAAUCUUGUCACAUCGAUUCAUCCUGCGGGUAGGUGCUAUAGGCCGAUUAGGGAUGCGCAGGAUAUGGCGACUUUUCUCCUUGGUUUUGACAACCACUGCAACUGCAUCGACGACGAGAAAAGAAACUGUAUCCAUUUAGUUGAUUACCGAAAAGGAAGAUCCAAAGAGAAGGCAGUCUUGUUCUCAUCUUUCGAAUUAUUAUGUAGAGUCCGAACUUAGUUCGAGUUCGAGACCAUCUCAAGAUCACUACUAGUUUCAAAAGCGAGAAGCAUCUACAAAGCGCCCCAAACGUAAGCCACAGACUGUUGCAAUCAUAUCAUCUUCGGGACAGCAGUUUUGGUUCAAUUUAUGGACAUUUUCCCCACAUUAUUGAAGUUGUUCUUUGUCCUUUGUAGCUUUUUCCUGUAUUCCGAUAAGGCUCGGUGUAUUAUUUUAGGGCGCCCUUGUGUAGCGAGUGUGCGUGUGUACCCUGCUCUGUGUAGUAAAGUGAAGUUCUUCAUCUUCAAUUGUCAAUGACCAAUUAUAUGGUAUCAGUGCGUUUAUGGAUGAUGACAGUUCCCGCACACGUCGAAGACUCUUCUACAAGUGAUUCGCGUUCAUCUUGUUGUCCUUUUCGAUUACGUAACGUGAGCCCCUGUGUAAAUUCCUGCUGUGGAAAAAGUGAUCAACUGCCCCAAAAAGAAAUGAGUGGUCUUCUCCCCGGAUCUGCGGGCCUGUUUGAACGGUUGGCUGCUGGGCUGCGUCCAUUUAACGCUGUCCGGGACUACAUGCCGAGCGGCAGAUUGUGGGAGCCGCAUGGAAGCGUGGUGAUGGUAGUGCGGCGCGCAGGCUGA